AUGUCCGUACCAAAGACAACCGAGUCCUGGGUCAUCCAGGGCAGCAAUGGAUUCGACAGCCUCAAGCUUGAGAAAAAUCGCCCGGUAGGCGAGGUUGGCGAUCAUGAUUGCGCCGUCCAGAUUCAUGCCGUUUCGCUGAACUAUCGAGACCUCAUCAUCCCAAAGGGCAUGUACCCGUUCCCCAUGGCACUACCGGUUGUGCCGUGUUCGGAUGCUGCAGGAACCGUCAUUGCGGUUGGGAAGAAAGUCACCGAAUUCAAGGUUGGGGAUAAAGUGUGCACACUCUUCAACCAGCUGCAUCAGGCCGGUCCAAUCUCGCCGCGUGCCAUGCAGUCUGGACUGGGUGGUGCCAUUGACGGGACUCUGCGCAAGGUGGCGGUUUUCCCUGAGCAUGGUCUGGUGAAAGCACCCUCUACCAUCUCACCGAUAGAGGCGAGCACACUGACGUGCGCGCCCUUGACGGCUUGGAAUGCGCUUUACGGCUUGCAAUCCAAAGCCCUCAAACCCGGAGACUUCGUCCUCACCCAAGGAACGGGCGGUGUGAGCCUUGCAGCUAUUCAAUUUGCGGCCGCGGCAGGAGCGACGGUCAUCGCAACGACGAGCUCGGACGAAAAGGGAAAAAAGCUCAAGGAGCUCGGUGCCCACCAUGUCAUCAACUACAGGACGACGCCGAACUGGGGCGAAGUUGCCAGAUCCUUGACGCCGGAUGGCGUGGGCGUCGAUCAUAUUGUCGAAGUGGGCGGUGCUGGCACCUUGACGCAGUCUUUGAAGGCGAUCAAGCUGGAAGGCACCAUCACCAUCAUUGGAUUCCUCGGCGGUGUCAACAAGGAAGACAUGCCCUCUUUGCUGGAUGCCCUCAACAAUAUCUGCACAGUCCGAGGUAUUCUCGUCGGUUCAAGGCAACAAUUCGAGGAGAUGAACCGGGCAAUCGAGGCAAAUGGCAUCCAUCCCGUGGUCGACAAGAAGAUUUUCAAGUUCGAGAAUGCGGUCGAGGCGUACCAGUAUCAAUGGGAUCAGAAGCACUUUGGCAAGGUCGUGAUCCAGGUGUAA
Molecule: messenger RNA, 1050 nt
Organism: Capronia coronata CBS 617.96
Lineage: Eukaryota; Fungi; Ascomycota; Eurotiomycetes; Chaetothyriales; Herpotrichiellaceae
Product: alcohol dehydrogenase
Exons: 2
Coding region: 1-1050 (349 amino acids)
Molecular function (GO): oxidoreductase activity
Source: RefSeq, a predicted model, not a curated record